Lizanozyma spartinae is the source of this 1776-nucleotide messenger RNA. RefSeq lists its product as uncharacterized. The record is from RefSeq and is a predicted model, not a curated record. The transcript has a single exon. Lineage: Eukaryota; Fungi; Ascomycota; Pichiomycetes; Serinales; Debaryomycetaceae. Bases 1 to 1776 code for a protein of 591 amino acids.
AUGGACCCGAUAAACAUUCCUAUACCUCAUUAUCCUCCUUUCAAACUUCGUUCAUCUUUAAUAGACGUUGAUCCGUUGAUAUGGGUCAAUUUACAAUACCAGUACAUCCAACUAUUCAAAGUCCUUUUACUGAAAUCACCUCCACAUCUCGCCACUAAAUCUCAACACCAGCUUUCGGAAUUCGUUAAGGUAUAUCUUCACGAACACUCCAACGAUCCAGGAUUCUUUUCCCUUGGAGCCAUCAACCCUCAGAUCGUCAAGAACGAGAAGAGUCUACGGUGUCUUGUGUUUGCCAUCAUACAGCAUUACUCAAUAGUCCAGCUAAACUUGACCAGUGAGCAUGUAUGGGCGUUUAUCAAGUUGUAUGUCAGAGAGAACGUUACUCUUGUAAGAACGAUAGUUGACGGAACGUAUAUCCUGAAGUUCAACAACAACAAGAAACUGAAGAACAUUUCAAGUAUCUUGCCCUUGCAGAACCAUUUGAUCCAUUUGAUACGGCAACAUAAGUUUGACUACGCUUCUGAUUUGGAGACUUUAUCUCAUUUGCUUGGUCAAUCAAUCAAAGCAAAACAGGUCAUAUCAAAGGGGACUGGUGGCACAACUGGGGGAUUCAAUAUUAUAAAGAAGAAUAAUAAUAAUAAUCCUAGCACUAAUUCGUCUUCUUCUACAUUUCUGUCGCAGUUUGUUAAUUCCCAUUGGAUCGAGUUGAUUCAAGCUGAAUUCAACCCUGAUCUUAAGUAUGAUAAUUUACGUUCUUUAAUGGUGGUGUCCCUCAUUCUGUUAACAGUUAACAAGUUGAAAACCCUUUUGCAUGCCUUAGAUCUGGAUGGCUUCCAUAAACUAGCUCAAGAUUAUUCGUUGUUCGUUAUGGUGGCUACUUCUGAAGCUUUUGACCAGCUUGUUCCAGGCGCCAAAGACCUCAUUUUAAGUCAAAUUAGCUUCGGUAAUGCGCCUGGUGCUGUAGUCGAUUCAAGUCCUGAAGUCGACUCAUAUAAACUACAAAUCAUUCAAGACAUGUUUGGAGUAGACGCUGAUGUUUCUCAACGGUUAAUAGCCAGCAAACCUGAUUUAACAGUGGAAGAAAUCGUACAUCAAGUGUUGGAAAACCCAAGUAUACUCGAAAACUUACCGCCUCCAUCUUCAACCACGGCCGCCAAAGUCCCAUUGCCUGCUUCGGACUUGGCUCGGUUCCAAGGUGGACCCACUAAGAUACUCAAACGGGAGAAAAAGAAUACUGUGCAAUCACAGGAACUCAAGCAAAGGUCGCUUGAUGUCGCAAUGCGUCUUCUCUAUGAUAGUGACGAAGAUGAACCUGAUGAUACUUACGAUGAUCAGGAACGCACAUCCGGUCUUGACGAUGGCAGUAACUCUGGUUCAGGUGGUAAUAAAGUAGGUGGUCAAGCUGGUGGAGUUUCGGUCGAGGAACGAUAUCUAUUUGCCCUUUACAAGAAGAAUGGAGGUGGAAUAUUUGAGAAACUGGAACGUAAGUCUCCAACGCGUGCACAGAUACACGCAAAGACAAAAUGGUCACAUGAACAAAUUGAAGGUUGGUUUCGUAUGUUAUCUCAAAGCUCAAGAAGGUUUAAAAUGUUUGAAGAUGACUAUUUCUUCAACCGUGAUGACGGUUCGUUGGAUAUCGGUGGCGCUGCCAAACAACACCAUCAACUGUAUGCUUCCUCGAAGGACUCUGUAAAGAAUCAGCAACGUCGUGAUGGACAACGCAAGGCAUCUAAAGCUAACCAUAAUCGGAAAGAUAGACACAUGAAGAAGGUAUAA